AUGAGCGACUUGGAUCCUUUCGCUGCCGCCGUUUUCAGCUGGUUCCGCGAUGACACGCAGGCCUUGAUGAACCGCAUCGCAGCCGUGUUGGCGAGCAGUAGUCUGUACCCAGGGCGGACUGUCCAGUGGAGGCCGACGCAGGCGACGGACUUCCGCAAUCUUCAUCUGCCAGCUAGUGCUGAGCGCCUCAUCCGUUGGGACACCCGUCGUCCAGAAGAUGUGUUUGAGAACGGUUUCGUCCCGAGGGUGCAACCUUCCAACGGCACGCAGCUGCAGGACCAGCAGCUGGACAUAGCCACCUACGUCUUGAACAACGUCCCUUCCAUUUUCGUGUCCACGACGCGCACUCUCGCAUCCUACACCCCCUCGGUGCCCGAACCGCUCAUCUGGACGGCGGAUAACCGCCACAUUGUGGACAGGACCAGUUUCAAGUACGAGAUAUACGCGCAUGGCGGGAUAGAUGUCAACGAGUCGCUGGGCACACAUCACCAUCAGCACCAGAACGGGGUCGCGUUUGCGGGUGGCAUCCGGCGCGAGUUCGUUCGCACUGCCGUCGAGUACUGCCUGAUCGAAAACUCAGACGGUACCACAGAGGACAGGAUCAUCCGGGUUUAUUACAACCCGUACUUCGAUUGGAACGCCAGUGGCAGGGGCCAUGGAUCGCGCCUCCCUGAUCUGCCCCAGGAUGAGUUCGGAUCGCUUGGAGUCGAGGAAGUCAAUGUGAUCUUUGAUGACAACAAUGGGAAUGCUACGAAGUCGCAUAAGAGGGAACUGCGGAGUGCUGUGGAUGAGGAGGAUAUUCUCAUGACGGGCGAGGGUCAUAUCGUCAAAGACGUGACGGUAGGCAUCACGACCGAGCCGCGUUUCGUGCGUGAUGUUCUGCCUCUGACGGGUUCCGUCAACCAUGAGGUUUAUAUCUUCGCAGAGACGAAGUACGUCCUCAUGCGCUUCGACCCGCCCGGUUCGAUCACCAAUGGGCCAAAGCUGGUCAUGACCGAGUGGCCGUCCCUGCGCAAGUUCGCAGGGAGGGUGGACGCGAUUCUGCCCAACCCGAAGAACCCCAAGGAAGCCUAUUUCUUCUGCAGAGACCAUUACGCACUUGUCAACAUCCAACCGGGGUCGACGAACGACUACCUGUUGAGCGCGUUCAAGCCGAUUCGCGGGAACUGGCUGUCCCUGCGCGAGGGCGGGUUCGACAAAGGGGUGGAUGCGAUCUUGCCGAGUCCUGAUGGCAAAGGACACGCAUAUUUCUUCCGGGGCGACCAGUACGUGCUCAUCGACAUCGCCUCCGGAACGACCAACGAUCGCACGAUCACCGGGCCCAAGUCCAUUCACGACAAUUGGCCGUCUCUGCGCAAUGGCUUCACCAGCGAGAUCGAUUUCUGCCUUCUGAACCCGAGUAACAAGAACCAGGCGUACUUUUUCAAGAAGAGCCGUUAUGUACUGAUUGAAGUCAAGCCGGGCACGACGGACGACAGGUUGAUUGAGGGGCCCGCAGAUGUCGCUGGGAAGUGGCCUGCGCUCAAAGCGGCUGGUUUUUAUUGA
Sparassis crispa is the source of this 1545-nucleotide messenger RNA. RefSeq lists its product as hypothetical. The record is from RefSeq and is a predicted model, not a curated record. Lineage: Eukaryota; Fungi; Basidiomycota; Agaricomycetes; Polyporales; Sparassidaceae. The coding region runs from base 1 to 1545 and encodes 514 amino acids. The transcript has a single exon.